Molecule: messenger RNA, 1236 nt
Organism: Postia placenta MAD-698-R-SB12
Lineage: Eukaryota; Fungi; Basidiomycota; Agaricomycetes; Polyporales; Adustoporiaceae
Exons: 5
Coding region: 1-1236 (411 amino acids)
Source: RefSeq, a predicted model, not a curated record
AUGUUGCUACAGUCCAUGCGCUUGAUCCGCAGGCUAUAUCGGCCAUCAAAACCCUCUCCGUGCGUCUUAACUGGCCGUCACGUCUCGAUUGACUUCCUUCCGGAUGAAAUCCUGGAGGCCAUUUUCCUCUUUGGAUGUGAUGAGAGUCGUUGCAACGUGUGCAACCAGGAGCCCACAGAGGACGUGCCUAGACUCCGACGGUAUCUGGAAAGGUCUCGUACCCGCCCUAUUGACUUGUCUAUUGCUCUACCUGUGGCUGCUCGUGCGAUCUCCCUGGACUCGUUGUCCGAUGUUAUGGACAAACUCCUGCUUCAUCUGCUUCGAUGGCGCGAAUUGCACGUCGAGUCUCCAUUUGAGGACGUCAUCAGGCUGAUCUUGACGAAGUUGGCACAGCCUGCUCUGUUUGCUGUGGCUUUGGAGGUCCUCGAUGUUAGGCGCCCUAUCGCAAAGAUGCUCGUCCCUGGCAGCCAGCCUCUACCCGCAUUGCGCUCGUUCGCUGUCGCGAGUGCAGCGUGGACGCUGUCCGAUCUUGGACCCCUCGCGCUCUCUUCACCUCUGUUGACACACCUAUCUAUCCGGUCCAGCUACGCGUUUGUGGCACAUGCUCCGCUUCACUUUCCUGCUCUCAAGACGUUACAGGUCGGCGAUUGCUAUCAAAACGACACGAUCCUCCGACAGCUGCACGCGCCCAACCUCGAGGAGCUCCACAUCGAAGAAAUGGAAAUCAUCCGUGACGAGACCGCUGGACGGUACGUGGAUGCGCUGCGCGACGGCAACAGCAUGAACGGCAGGUUUCCCAAGCUGCGCUCGCUCAAGCUGCACAUUUCGGAGGAUUCCUCCCCCCUCAUACUUGGGAGGCGUCUCGGGCCUUUUCUGACGCUCUUUCCAAGCAUCAAGCAUCUGAUCCUCGACGGGUGUCACGUCAGCCACUUCUUAAAAGGCCUUGCCGACCUUCAUUCUGAGGUAUUCGCGGCGGAGACGCUGCUGCCCAACCUGGAACACAUCGCUCUCGGCAGCGAAUACGGGACAUACGUGAUGGAUAACGCUCACAGCGCCGAGUAUAUCCAGGAUGUGAUUACUCUCGUAAAGGCACGUCAUGCAGCGGGAGUGCCUCUUAAGAGGUUCAGCUGUUUGAUCGCGCGCCGUGCAGCGACCGCUGGGAAGCGGAGAACGUUCUUGCGGGACAAGCAUACAAUCACACUAUUCCACGGACUGGCUGUUAUUAGAGAUCGGUAG